AUGAAGAUUCUAUUACAACUAAAUCGAUUAUCUAAUACACUAAUAAAAAACUAUAGCACCGCACCAAAAUCUCUGUCGGUUUUACGUGUUGGUGAAAAAGAUUAUCCUACAGAUGACUACACAAACGUGACACCAAAAAUAAUAUCAUAUUUAAAUCGCAACUUACAUUUAAAAAAAGACAAUCCACUUUCGUUAGUCAGACAACGAAUAGUGAAUUAUUUUUACAAAUCCUUUACAAAUAGAGGGAAUCCGUCAUUCAGUGUGUAUGAUAAUUUACCUCCUGUGGUCACUACAAAGCAAAACUUUGAUGAUUUAUUAAUCCCCGAAGACCAUCCGAGUAGAACAAAAUCUGAUUGCUAUUAUGUGAACAGAUCCGUAUUGCUCCGAGCUCAUAUGACGGCUCAUCAAACUGAAUUGCUCAGAUCAGGUCUCGACAACUUCCUGAUGAUCGGAGAUGUGUAUAGAAGAGAUGAAAUAGAUUCAACUCAUUUUCCUGUUUUUCACCAAGUUGAUGCUGUGAGAUCUCAACUCAGAGAGCAACUUUUUGAGAAUCAUCCCGACCUGAACAUAUUUGAACCAAUAUAUGAUCCAAAUAAUCCAAAUGCUUUCACCAACUCCAUAUCAGACCCAGCCAAACAAAGCUGUCAUACCUUGGAGGCUUCAAAGAUGAUGGAAACACAACUAAAGAAUCAUUUAAUUGGUCUAGUAAAAGUAUUAUUUGGUGAAAGUAUACAAUAUAGGUGGGUUGAGGCGUACUUCCCAUUUACUCAUCCAUCAUGGGAAUUAGAAAUAUAUUACGAGAAUAAUUGGAUGGAAGUUUUGGGCUGUGGUAUUGUAAGGAAUGAAAUUAUGGUCAAUGCUGGAUCAAAUAAUAGCAUAGCUUAUGCUUUCGGACUCGGUUUGGAAAGACUGGCUAUGGCGUUAUACAAAAUUCCAGAUAUAAGACUCAUGUGGAGCACCGAUUCUGGGUUUCUGAGUCAAUUCCAGAAUAAGGAUGUUGAUGCAAAGAUAACAUACAAGCCAGUCUCUGUUUACCCUCAGUGUAAAAAUGAUCUGUCGUUCUGGUUGCCACCAACAUUGACUGUGGAAACAUUUAUGAAUAAUGAUUUUUAUGAUCUAGUCAGAGAUAUAGGAGGUGAUGUUAUAGAACAGGUUACAUUAAAGGACAAAUUUGUUCAUCCUAAAACAAAGAAACACAGUUUAUGUUACAGCAUCGUGUACAGACAUUUAGAACGCACAUUGACACAAGCAGAAGUUAAUAAAAUACACAAAGAAAUAGAAAUAGCUGCUACGAAUGCAUUUAAUGUUGUUAUUAGAUAA
Danaus chrysippus (African queen) is the source of this 1320-nucleotide messenger RNA. Lineage: Eukaryota; Metazoa; Arthropoda; Insecta; Lepidoptera; Nymphalidae. The record is from the annotation of a GenBank genome assembly.